AUGACUCGCGCCGGUCCACCGGAUUUUGCUGCGAACGCCCAUUUUGUGGGCGGAUCCCCUGCGCGAGUCAACCGCGAGUGUCUGAGUCAGUACCCGCCUACCGCGGCGAUUGUCUGGGCUGACGUCAACCCGCUUAGGCGAAACUCUCAUCCAACCGGUUUCGGGCUGAAAACUAGACCGGUACGUAGCUUUCUUGGCGACCAUCGCGCUGAUGCGGAUUCGACGCUCGAUCGUUCCGUUGAUGCUGAGAAACUGUUCAUCAACCCCGCUGUUCAGCGUCUCCUGACGGAGCUUACUGGUAUGGAUCUCGAAGGGAAGGUCUUCAAAGAGAGACGCACGGAAAUUCAACAACGUUCGCAUUUUGCCUUGAUGACGGAAGAACGAUUAGCUGAGACGAUGGAGAAAAUGAAGGCGGAAGCGCAGCGUUUUCUGAACUUUGUUCCUUUGAAGGAACCGCGAUCGCAGGAGGUGACCAUCUUAUCUAAAGACCCUGAGAUAGCGGGCUUUGACAACUCUAAGUUCGUGUUCACGGAUAUAACGUUCGAUGCCACAGAUCAGGAUCGUACCGUUGUAGUGCGUGAGGUUGACGGCACACUUCGCACAGCCACACCGGAGGAGCAUGAUCGUAUGAACAGAACCUACUAUGAGAAGCCCAACCGGCCUGUCUUUCCACCGCCUGUCUUCGAGGAUCCUUACCUUCAAGACGCUCUAGACCGGAAGGAGCACGAGUUUGUGCUUGAUUGGGCGUGUUGGUUUUUUGAACCAGAUGACCCGGCUUAUGUGGAGCUCGUUCAACGUGUGUUUGAUCGUGUUCUUGAAAAAGGUGAUUUUGACGUGUUGCGUUCAACAAGGCAUUUCGGAACAAUGGUGUUCUACUUUGCUUUGAAUGGUAAUAUCCCACCGUUACUCAAUUACUUUGGUGCUCGUGGAAGACUUCACGACUGCGCUAAUCUGGUGCGUUUGCAAAAGACCUUACAUCCAGAUUGGCGAUUUUGUCCAAGGAAAAAGUCGGACCUCAUGAUAACUCAGGAUAUUUUAGUGACUGCGAUGAGGUUCUAUGCCAUACUUUGCACAGCCAUUUCUGCUCUCGUCGGUUGGCCUUUCGCAGCUGUCUUAGGAUUACCCAUUGUGGUGGAUAUGUUGAUUAUUAGGCCUAAGUUCAAAAUGUUCUGGUAUUACUCUGCUGUUUCUGGAAUCGUCGUUGGAGGUUCUUUGCUGAGCGUCGACUCUUAUUAUUAUGGCAAGCGUGUGUUGGCUCCGCUAAACAUCGUGCUUUACAACGUUUUUUCCGGGCAUGGUCCCGAUCUCUACGGAGUGGAACCUUUGUCUUACUAUAUUAAAAAUCUUGUAUUGAACUGGAACAUUGCUGCCAUUCUUGCGCCGUUAGCCAUCCCACUAUCGUCACUAAACUACUUAUGUUCGUGGAAGGCCUUAAACGAGCACAAGAAGUGGGGAAUACCUGUUCAUCCAUCAUACUGGCGACAUUACUCGUCACUUUUUCUACUAUUCGCAUCGUUAUCCGCAUGGUGCAUCAUUUUCUUCAAUCAGCCACAUAAAGAAGAACGGUUUUUGUUUCCCGUUUAUCCACUCAUUGCGUUGAUGGCUGCUGUGUCUCUGGACUCUGCUGAAAGGCUAGCAUCUCGCUUUGUGCAUUCUCUUUCAUACCUAAGUUGGCUGGUUGUGCUGCUUUUCAUUGUUCUAUCACUGUCAAGAACUUAUGCACUACAUAGGAACUAUAGUGCUCAUAUUGAGGUGUAUAAGAGCUUUAACGAGCAUCUCAUGGAUCAUCAACAACAACUGGACUUCUCGAAACGUGGAGAUCCACUGCGUCUGUGUGUGGGUAAGGAAUGGUACCGAUUCCCUUCCUCUUUCUUCCUCCCUCAGACUGCCCUUGAUGCACGAUCUAGGAAACGAGGAAUUCACCUACAUUUUCUCAAAAGCGAGUUCUCCGGACUUCUUCCAAAGUACUUCCCGCAAGGAAGGUUGCCGUUUAUCACACGACGUAUUCCCACAGAAAUGAACGAUUUGAACCAAGAAGAAAUGUCGCGUGAAUGGAAUUGCCAUACCACGAAAAGAAGCAAGCCUGGUUUUUUGUUUGAUGAAUUAAAUACUAUCGGCUCCAACGUGCUUAAUUUAUCGAGAAUCACUUCAAGUAAGAGUGAGCAAAAUGGUGAUUCGACCGAAGCUUCUGAUGCUGCGACGUCAAACACGAGAGAUAUGCAAAAGACAAAAGCUCAAGUACAAGAUGUUAUGGUUAAAGCUGCUCAAUUGGUCAAAGCAGCGAACAGUUUGCCUCGACGUGGUGACGAUUAUGAGCUGUGCAAUUCCUUCAGCACAUUCACAGCUUUCAUGGAGCAACAAGAAACCCGGAUUCGUCUUUUGCUGACAGCGCUAAUGCGCAACACUGGUUGCCCGACAAGAAUGCCAAAGUUGAGCUCAGACGUGGAAGAGUAUCUUGAGCGGAUCAUGAUGGUUGAUGACCACAUUGUGGAGCGUGCUGGCAUUGUAAUGGAUGAACUAGACCGAGCUGGUCGAGAAGAUGUACUGGAGUUGCCGAAAACAAUAAUUGGGGCAGAAUCCACUAGGAAGAGAAGAGCAGAAGCGGAAGCUGCCUUCCAAGAACAAAUUCACUCCUCUGAUCCAGGACUGGUCUUGGCCGAACGACUUCGUGCUGCUCAUGAAGAAUUGAUAGCAGCUAACAAAGCCAGACGUGUGGCCAUAAAACCGCAGAAAGAAUUCGGCUUCGAGUCCUCCAUUGACAACUCUCACAAUGCGUUUGUUCCCAAACUACCCGUGAAACACCAUGCAUUACCACGAAAAGAUACUUCUGGGUUUGCAAUUGUAGAUGAAGAUCAACCCAACGGGAUGGAGAAGAGCAAUCUUUCUAAAGACUGUGAUGCCACUGGGAUACAUCCAUACCAAUACGAAAUUCAACAUUUUGUUGUUCCCGAAUCUCAGCUGGAGUCAAGUGGUCCCGUGCCCGCUUCGAGCCUGGAAUCAACUCCCCUUUCAUUUAUUAAUACAAAGGAGGCAUUGGAGAAACUCAGAGAUACCCUAAAUGCCACAAAAGAGUUUGCUGUUGAUCUCGAGCACCAUGAUUUUCGAAGUUAUCUUGGCAUGACGUGCCUUAUACAAAUCUCAACCAGGAGCGAAGAUUUUGUGAUUGAUCCUUUCCCGCUGUGGAAUGACUUGCACAUAUUAAAUGAGCCAUUCACGGACCCAAAGAUAUUGAAGGUAUUCCAUGGUGCUGAACACGACAUUGAAUGGCUACAAAGGGACUUUGGAAUUUAUGUCGUCAAUAUGUUCGAUACUGGCCGAGCUAUGCGUCGUCUUGAGAUGCAAAAAUUUAAUCUACGCUAUCUAGUUCAUCACUAUUGCGACGUUUCUCUCGACAAGCGAUAUCAGCUAGCUGACUGGAGGAUACGACCGCUAGACGAUGAUAUGAUUGCAUAUGCUCGAUGCGAUACCCACUAUCUGCUCCAGUGCUAUGAUUGUCUCCGCGAAGAAUUAUUAGAGAAAGGGGACAGAUUACAGAAUCUUCUUCGAGUGACCUAUUCGGAGAGCGCUCUUAUCUGCUCGAGGGUGUACCAUAAACCAAAUUUCGAGAAAGAUGGUUAUCGUGGACUUGAACGACGUCGCUUGAAUAAUCGCCAGAAUGCAGCUAUGCAAGUGCUUUGGUGUUGGCGAGAUCAGGUGGCUCGAGAGGAGGAUGAGAGUGUGCAAUACGUUUUGCCUAACCAUAUGCUGCUCAAUAUUGCUGAGACCUUACCCCGUGAACUCCAAGGUAUACUUCAUUGUUGCAAUCCGGUACCUCCUCUAGUCAAAGAAUCUGUACACGAAUUACACAAGAUGAUAUUCAAAUGUCGCGAUCUACCGCUAAUUGAGUACAAGGAAGACGCCACUGAUGAAAACUUCGAGGAAGUCCUUCGCAGAAGAAAAAUGCGAGGGAAAUAUACCAAAGAAAAUAUCCUUUUUGUUUGCCCGCUCGACUUUUCACAAGCCGAGUUCGACGAAGAAAGUGGGAACCAAAUGUAUCGCGGUAAAAGCGUUGAUGAUACAACAAUCGUGGAACGAUCUCCUACACAUACGUUGUUGUCGGUGCUGAGCUGUGCUACGGCGCUAGGAAGAGCAUCGAACUCCGAAGGUGUUCACACCUUAUGCGACAAGUCAGUGGCCGCUGAAAAUACAUUGAAAGAACGGAUACAUGCUCGUUUACAAGAUUUUCCUACACCGUAUGAGAGCUAUACAGUCGCCACUUUGCAAGCGCAAAAACGAGAGGCCGAAGAAAAAGCUAAGGAGAAGGAAGCAGUUGCUGAAUCUCCAUCAUCAACGCAGAAACUCUACACGCAUCACGAUGCACCCACGCAGAGGCCAGCUGCUGCAAAAGUGCGAGGUAUCGAGGCAAGCAUCGAUCUGAGAGACAGUGAUCAGAUGGCAUCUUCGUUUAGCGAUGCACAACUAUUAACCAAAAAGGAGCUGAAACGAGCCAGACAAGUGGCGCGGAAAAAUGUGGACAUCUCUACUGAGAUCAAAGAUGAAGGACCUUCUUAUACAGUGAAGCGUAUCAAGGUGGAAGAGGAAAAGAAGCAGGAAACUGAACGAGUUGAAGCAUUUGAUUACUCACAGUUUGAUGCUAAUAUGUUCAAUAAGCGGCCAGGAGAUUCAGACGAAUCAUUCGAUCCAUUUAAUCAAAAGUUCCGCGUUGAGAACAAGAAAAACAUACGAAGAAGAGGACGAGGUGGUCACCACAGGAUGGGCACAAUGAGCAUAGGUUACAAACCCAAGACUACGUGAUCCUAAAAUUCAGCAUUUGAUUCGCCAUGAAAGUAAGAGUGAUUGAGAUGUGCUUAAAAAAUCUGUUCAUUAGAGUUUGUUGCAAGUUGUUGACAGAGAUUGUUAUUGUUGUUGAAAUAAAUGUAUCGUUAUCUUAUUG
Cylicocyclus nassatus is the source of this 4933-nucleotide messenger RNA. Lineage: Eukaryota; Metazoa; Nematoda; Chromadorea; Rhabditida; Strongylidae. The record is from the annotation of a GenBank genome assembly.